GGUUGCCAGGACAACCAGUGCUCCCUGGGCUUGCGCCUGGCCAUGUGACAGCCGCCUUGACGUCAGCUGGAGGCAGAGCCUGCGGUUUCGGCCGCGCAGCCAAAGCCUUGUGAGAACCUAGUAGAUGCUGGAUUUAUCCCCGCCACCGCCGCCACCGCCGCUGCUGUUUCUCAGGGGCUGCCAGAGCAUGGACUAUUAAAAACUUGCAUUUCUGCAGUGUGAGGUAAUAUUUUGACACCAAUAUGGGAAAGCAAAACAGCAAACUACGCCCUGAAGUCAUGCAAGAUUUGCUAGAAAGUACAGACUUUACAGAACACGAGAUCCAGGAGUGGUACAAAGGCUUCUUGAGAGACUGUCCAAGUGGACAUUUAUCAAUGGAGGAGUUUAAAAAAAUAUAUGGGAACUUUUUCCCUUAUGGGGACGCUUCUAAGUUUGCGGAACAUGUAUUCCGCACUUUUGACGCCAAUGGAGAUGGAACAAUAGAUUUCAGAGAAUUCAUCAUAGCCUUGAGUGUAACGUCAAGAGGUAAACUGGAGCAAAAGCUGAAGUGGGCAUUCAGCAUGUAUGACCUCGAUGGGAACGGCUACAUCAGCAAGUCAGAGAUGCUGGAAAUCGUGCAGGCAAUCUAUAAGAUGGUUUCUUCUGUAAUGAAGAUGCCGGAAGACGAGUCGACACCAGAGAAGAGGACAGAGAAGAUCUUCCGCCAGAUGGACACCAACCGUGAUGGAAAGCUUUCUCUGGAAGAGUUCAUCCGAGGAGCCAAGAGUGAUCCGUCCAUAGUCCGUCUCCUGCAGUGUGAUCCCAGCAGCGCCGGGCAGUUCUGAACCCAUUCUUUGGAUGAAUUAUGUAUCUGCUUUUUUUUUUUUUUUUCCUUGCCAAACAACAUUCAUGGUAGUGUUGCCUCUGUACGGCCAAUUAUGCCUUCAUUUGUGGCAUCUUAUAGCUUCUUUUGUUGUGGAUUAAUUAUAAGAAUGCUGAAUUGCUCUUAACAAUUUGUCCAGAGCACGGGCAGUACUGUUUUAAACAGAUAUUGUGGUGUUAUCAUUGUUUUAAAGAUUUUGUUUUGUUUUUUUGUUUUAACGUGUCUGUUUUGGAAAGUAAGCGUUGAGAAGGAGUAAACCAACAAGAAAACCCUUGGCAGCAAGACACACUGACAGAUUUUAGAUUGCUGUUUUAUUAGCUAAGUAUUCACCCGCAGGACCUGAAAGUGUAGUACAGAUUGAACCAAAGGGGUUGUGAUGGGUGGGGUAGGAUUCACCUGGAACCUCCUCUCUUGUCCAGGAGGCACCAGUUAAGGUCAGAGACAGGUUCAGGAAGAAGUAUGAAAGUGCAAAACGUGCAGGGUGUAUCGUCCACUCCCCUGCUCCUAUGCCUCAUUGUUACAAUGCUGUGAACAUUUUCCAGGUUGGGAAGGAGAAGGGAAAAAAGCAAAGGUCGAUUUUUUUUUACUAGGUUUACAGUGGCUGAUUUCACAUGGCUUUAUCUGAAAAUUUUGCAAGGAAUUUGCAAUCCUGAUCCCCAAAUCCACAACUGACAAUACCUCUUGCCAUUUGGGAUCAGCAAAGGCAGACACAGGUGUGGAAAACUGGGUCUUGACAAUGAAUUUAAGGGAAAUACAUACUGAAUGUGAAAUUUUCAGGUUAGUAAUAAAGCAGUGUCUACUAAGGAGAGUGGACAUCACGUGAGGAACUCACGGACACCUGCCAGCAGCUCCAGCUGAGGCACGUCUGCUGUUCUGAAUGCUCUUGCACAGUAUGAAGUUUUGGGGGUGUUUUUGUCUCUCUCCAUGUAGCUAACAGAGUUUCAGGGCCUGCUCUUAGGGGAAGGCUGUCAUCAAAACUUGUUUUAAACAUAAAAUUGUAGCAUUUAUAUUUCAUUUAUUUUAGUAAAGUUAAAAAAAUCUGUACUGAAACAAGGAAAUGGUACGCUUUAUGGUAUAUUUAUAUAUAUAAAAAUUAAAACAAAAAAAAAGAUCAGCUCUUGAGAGAAAUGUUGAAUGUUUAUCUUUUCACCUAGAUGCAGGAGUUCUGAAAUUUGCUGCUGCAAAGCUUUAUCCUUUGGUCAAAGUUAUUGUAUGCAAAGCUAGUACACAUACGUGGGAUUUCUUAGGAACUUUACAAGUGCUGCUGCAACAGAAAAGCUUUAGCGACAGGACGAAUUACGCUGACUAAAUUGGCAUUAAUCUGUCAUUAGCUAAAGUCUGCUCUGUGAUCCUGUUGGAGAGGUACCCAUGUAGGCAGUGCACAGCAUUGGGAAUUCAUGAGCUCAUUAGAGUAACCUUUGUCUGACAGGCAGGGUUGGCAUUUUGUCAAGUGACCUUGUAGAUGCUAAUCCCCAGUAGCCUUAAUUUGAAAUAAACUAAGUAAAAUAAGUCUGAUUUGCAGAUGAUGAUUAGCUGAGUACUAAUUAGAAGUCAAGAAUAAGUAGCCAGGUAUGAAUAAUUUUUUGUUGAACACUAUCUAGCAUGUACAAUAACCGAAAGAAAAAAUCCUAGACUUAAUUUUUCCAUACCAUUUGCUUUGCCAGGUAUGAAGUGCAGAGCAUAUGAAAGUAAAAUAAAAAUAAAUUGAAAAUAACAUGGCUAAUCAGUUGUAGUAAAAUGAUUAUGAGUGGCUAAUUACACUCAAUAAAUGUAUUCAGGCACACACCUUUGUCUCAAAUAAUGUCAGAAAUCCAGUUCAUGAUAAAUUCCCGUUAUAGUAAUCAAAAUACCGAGAAGAGAUGUGUGUGGGAAAAUGAGAAAGCAAAAGGGGUCCAACCACAGACAGAAACAGAUUUCAAUACCUAGCAUUUUUAGCUGCUACAAGCAUCACUGGCAAAUUUUGCACCAGUUCUUCUGGUUGAUGGAAAUGUUCCCUAUCUCUCCCUAACCUUCAUUAGACAUCCUGUGCACAAAUCUAACCCUUCAAAUGAGAGCCUGUGCCUAUCCUCUUCAAGGUAAUCUUCUGCUUUACCUGGAGAGGUCCUGGCCCUCUCUCCCGUAUCCAUCACCGCACGUAUAUUGAAAGCCAUGUUCCCUCUGAAGUGCUCUGAGGGCUGUUUUUCAGCAGGACGAGGCUGGCCAGACGGCUGGGGAUCGCUGCAGGAAGGUCAGGGGCCAUGCACUGACCCACACCCCCUCUGUCAGACGGGGGUGACCAGCCCCACUGCCCCAGCUGCUCCCGGGGUGCUCCCACCACCACCGCUGCGCGGGCAGGACUGGGUGACACUAGAGGAACCCUGCCGAACUCCUGACCUACCUGCUCAGUGCAGGCACCCAGACCCAAAGCAGCCCAGACCUACAGAACCUGCAUUUACUGGAGGUGAACUUGGAUACUUUCUACAGCCCCAUCUUCCUCUCAGUGUUGUGAAAGCGGUUGCAUGUGACUGAAACUUCUAAAACAUUGCCUUUUAUUUAAGCAACUGCAUUCUAGCUCUUUUUAGUUUUAUAUUUCUGGCCCUGAACCUAAUCUCUCCGUUUGUUUUUGCUCAGUAGCUGUGGGGCUCAGGGGCCAGGCUUACUUCACGUGUUAGUACUGUGCAACACAUGUUUGAAAACACAACCUGUGAUGUGACCCCAGGCGGAGAUGUAAUUCUUCCCACAGUUCACAAAAGCUGGAAGAAUAAGAAUUAGCCUACAGCUGCAGAGGACGUAGCUGGAGAUAAGACUAUUGUAUAAACUGUUACAGAGUGAAUUAAGGUUAUUCUUUUACCUGACUACCACUGGUGAUUAGUAUUGUUUUAAAUUAACUAUCCCUUUCUUUCUCUGCCUCUGCAUGUACGUUAAAAGUGAUCCGUAGCUGGAGUUGUGAUAGGAGCAUCUGCAGACCUCAGAUCAGCAGGACAGCAGUGGUGUGCUGCUCCUUGAAUUAGAAUUUUCUGCUUUGCUGCCAUUUGCAUUUGCAAUCAUAACUGCCUUCAUAAACCUCUUGAAGAAAAAAUGACCUAUCCUGUAUAAAAUAGCACAGCAGGUCAGAUGCUUUCAAGAGAUCAAUUAGCAAUAUUUCCAUACAGGAAGGAUGGCAGACAGCGCAUAGUAUUUCACAUCACCUCCCAAUUUUGUAGAUGCAUUCUCCAGUAUUAGUUGCAUGUGAACGAGGUAAUCUCCACUCAGUGUGUUGUCCAAAUGCACUAGUGAGUACAUCCCGCAUGUAGACUGAAUCCAUGGAAAAUAACGGUCCCAUUGAGGCAGCAUUCCCAGUCAGCUUGCCAAACACUGGGCCAGAGGUUGUGAAGUGAGGACUAUGACUUGUGUGAUCUGCAGCAGCCUGUCUUUGGUUUAGAGUGCUUUGGGAAGGGGAAAGGGAAUACAACCCUUGUAAAACCAGCAGGCAUGUGCUUUCGUGAACGCUUAUGGUUUGAGAAGGACUGAAGAAAGAUCUAUGUUUCAACGUUAUUUGAAGCCUUGUGGGUUCACAGCAGUGAAUGUUCCUGAGGUACAUGGAGCUCUGCUGUUCCUCUUGCUGUUCUUAGGAGCUUCUAGGAUUUUCACCUUACUGUUGGGCAUUUUGUCCUUUGUUGUUCUCUGUUAUAAAGCACGACCUCCACAUUUUCUAGACACUGCUGCAUAAAAACAAAAGCCAGAAGUGUGUAACUUCUGCAGCUGGACGAGGUCUACGUGCACACCAGCACAAGAAGUGGUCACACAUAACCAAGUCCCCCAUGGUUUAAUAACUGCCCCUGGGAGCUGAGCCCUGAAACUUUUCAGCAGGUACUCUUCAUUGAUGGCAAAGGUGCAGUAAUGUGCCUUAGCUUAAUUUUCUUUCACUGCAGACCAGGCUAAGUCACAUUACCUUGCAUUUGCUCUGGGCUGAAAGUGCACACAUGGGCAGAAACCUCAGCUCAGCUGACUCAUGGAAACUUGGUGAACUGUGGUAACUUGAUGUUGAGCCCUAAUCUGCAGACUAAGCCGAGAUGAGAACAUGGCCAUAGCCAUACGUCUCCCAGUACAUGUGAACUGGGGAACACGGUGACAACUGGCAGGUGCCUGGGGACACGUGGCGGUGGGGAGGGAAUCUCCUGCCUCAGAAUGAAAACCCUGAGCUCAGAUGUCUCCCUUCUUUUAAAACUCUCUCUGUUUUUUUUUUGUUUUGUUUUUUUUUUUUUAGCAACACUGGUGAAGAUGCAACUUGAUAGCAAUAUAGCACGGUCAGGAUAAAGGAGGCAUCCUUCAAAAGAGUUUGCUUUUGAAGCCUAGCAUACAAGCACCAAGUGAAACAAGCAGAGGGGAGGGCUGGACAAGACCUCCUGAACACCUGCUACGACAGCACCUCCUUUUGUCUUUCUCAUGGUGCUCCCUCGGUUUCCUGGAGAGGUGGUCCUUGGGCUCAGGAGUUAGGUGUCAGGUAACUGGUGCAGGACCGGUGGAGAAUAAUAUUUCACCUGCCUUUUGCACAAUCAUUUGGGAUGCAUUCUUUGCUUUGUGUCUUACUGGGUGGGAUCUCAUGUAGGAGUCUUAAAGUGGGGGAAGUCUGUUUCCUUGGUAUCGCAGGCAGAACUUGUGCUUAGAAAUGCAGAGAAACUUGGCAAGUGUCAGACAGCUGAGCAACGCUCAGAGCUGCAUGCGGAGUUUUCCAUUGACUGUGCAGUAGGCAGAUAAGAUACAAAGCAGUGAUAUGUCAGACUCGUGGUGUGAUGUGCUCUGAGAUAGGGCUAGACCAGAAAUGGCACCUUCUAGAGCAGCAGCUCUGUCUGAUGCAUAUUCAGUCAGAGGUGCUGACAAAAUACACUUUUAAAUACCUUCAGCAUGAACAUGCAGCUGCAGGAGUAGAAUAAAUCUGCUCUUUCUUACAUAUAAACAACAGAGCUGUUUGCUGUGCCCCAGUUAGGAGUUGAACAAACAGCUCCCAGGAGGAGCAUAAGGCACUUCCUAAGUGUAACUGAGGGUAAAACAUUGCCUGCAGGAGCUUUCUUCCCAGUUGUGGUAGACGAGAAGGGAAAGUUCCGUUUGACUCUCAAAGCCCAGGUGCCAUUUUGCAGGCCAGGGAAGGUUAGAAGAACAGCUGUGUUUUAAGCACAUGGAAGGAAGAAGCAGCAGGGUCUGUAAAUUGGCAUGGAAAGCGGUGACACUAGAAAUCGAGAGCAUCGUUGAGGGGCUGCAGAAGCUGUUAGGUGGCUCUGGCAUUCAAAGCAGUAGAACGAUCAGUUGGAUGCAAAGUCAGUCUUCUCGUCCCUUGUAGAAACCAUCCCUGGCUGCCAUGGAUCUCAGUUAGCAGCACCCCUUACCCCAGCCUGGCUUUUGUUGUUGUUGCUUCCAAAUCAUCCAUACUGAGAAGUUGUGUCAGGGGUGAGGAUUUUCACAGGAUAACAUAUAAAGCUUUUCAGAUAUAGUCUCCAUAUUUUGACAAGUAACAGCUGGCAAGGCCAGAUGGGAGGGGCUUUUUGCAAAGGACAGAUUUGAUUUCCUCAUUGUUCCCACAGGUCAUAAGUGUUAUUUUCAUAUGUAUAGUUGGGAUUAAGCUAUCUCAUGUAAAAUGCUGACCAGUGCACAAUAAACAAGGCAAAAAACCCCACCUUAGGAUGUAGUGAAUAAUGUGAAAAGACUAGAGAAAUUAAAAACUGUAAGAGACAUCGCUGCCUUUAGAUCAGGGUCUGAAUUCACAGGGUGAAAAUCCCUUAGCAAUAGCCAGCACAGAAUAGCUCCUCUGUGCCAGCCCAGUCUGUGGGACCUCCUGGGCUUCUUUGACCCCCCGUCACCUUCUGCCAAGGCUGGGGACUCUGGGUUCUGCCACAGAGAUUGUCAUCUGAGUUUAUUCAGCCUGCAGAAUGCUUCCCCAGUCUCAAAGCACAUGACAGCCACCCUCUCUGUAGUGUUCACUUACUGUGCAGCUGAGACAAAUCUUUGAUCUUCCCUUCUUGCCCUGAUCUUAUACCAAAGAUGUUCUCACCUUCCUAGGGCAGGCGCUCAGGAUGUCCAUCUCUCCAAGGCUUUGUGCCCACCUCCCAGUUUCCAUCCCUACUCUCUGUGUGAGUGAACAACUAACACCAGCCCUUGACAUCUGGAAGAGCCAGGCAUUUAGAAUAACUUCUGACAUGGUUCCCAGCCUUUGGCCCUCCUGUGUGUACCUUGCCAACCACACUAUUUCCUAUUAUUAAGUAAUGGCAGUAUUAAACAUUUCAAGAACACACUGAACCUCUGGAACAAUGUGGUUUUCAUUAUUGUGUAUGUGUUUGCCAAGGCACGGCAAACUGAACCUGACUGGUGCUCGCUCUCCACUCCUGUGGUUUGUACCACAGAGAUCUGAUUUCUUCCAGGCAGGAGCAGCAUCUUCCUGUGCAUCACCAUUCAGCGUGUGGUGCCCCAAUGCUGCCUAGAGCACCCAGAUGGUGUGGACCAAGAGAUAAUUUUGGUGCAGUAAUGUCAGACAGAAACUCUCCCUGCCAUCUGUCAAAAACACGUGCUGAGGGUGUGACCGCUGGUUUUCUCCUCCCUGGGGACAAGGUAUUCAGGGUUGGCCUCACAUUCCCCCACCAAAUGGGAUGAUAGUGAUUAGUAAACCCACCUGAGAAAAUCCUCUUAAUUCUAAGCUUUGUUUGUGCUGUUAAUUGGCUGCAUUCAGAGGGAAGAUUAAUGGGUCCUCUGCAGUUGUUUUGGGGAGAACUUGCAGUUCUUUGCCAUGACCACCUUUUUAUUUUCUGUCAUUAGUUUAUUCCCAUUUCCAGGGCAAUUAAAUAGUUUUUAUUAGUAUCUGAGAGAAAAAGAAAAAAACAAAACCAGAGUUUCAAUCUGAUAAAGAUCUAAGGAAGCUUACUAAAGACAUUGUACUCCAUGUCAGUCAUAUGAUUGCUCUACAAGAUCAUGUUUCUUUGGUAUUUUAUGUUUAAUUUCCUUAUUCAUGUUUUAGCUGUGUUUGUGAUCUAUUUAUUUAUUUUGGAUCCUCUUAGAUUCAGCCCUGCCCGUUGUUUAGCUCAUAUGCUAGCAGAAGUCCCAAUGACCCCAAGAGCAGAGCUGCCUGAGCAAAUGCCAGCAAGGUGGGCUCACUGUGCCUAGUAAAAAUUAAGUGCUUAAUUAGGUUAGGGAUUAUUUUUUGUCUACACAUUUGCUACAAGGAGAGAUUGAACUGCAUUUUGAUAUGCUUAUCUCUUCCACUUGCUCACUUCAAUUCCAUCCAAGCAGUCUUGUAGUUAAUAUUUGUAUAUUCAGUUUUACUUUGCUCUUGAACCCGAGGUGACCAAUAUCAGCUUUCUCUGAAAGAAGUACUUGAUACCUUUUGAUUUUUACAUAUUGCAGAGUGAAUGAUGUGAUGGAUGCAAAAGUAAAUAGUUAUACAUUUGUUUGUGUAAAUUUGGGCAGGUAUUUUUGAUGCUGUAGAGACUAAUAAAUUGAGAUAAACCAUGGCCAAAAGCUGAAUGGAUCCAACUGUCCAGUUCCCAUUUAAGUCCAUGACCAUUCCGCAGGGAAAGCUUUCUCAUCUCUGUUCCCUCAGGCUGUUUCUACGUUGCAGUAUAGAGUAGAGAUACGAAAACUAAAUAAGCUACCAAGGGCAUACUAACUGCAGCAGCAUGGAGUUCAGCAUAUCCUGUAUCUUGACAAAAUUAGAUACCUCUCUAGAUGAAUACUUGGUAAGCAAACCUACAUAUCCUAAGGAAGACUUUUACAAAUUAGAAAGGAGAGGGAUGACUAUGAAUUAAAUUAAUUUGGUCAGCAUAUUUUUCUUAUGGCUGUCUAGAGUUGCUAGCAUCCUGCGUGUAGUUGCCUAUAGCUAUCGUGAUGUGUUAAUUUUCCCCUCUGGUUCUGCUGUAAGCUCAUCUGGUGAUAUUCCGAGUCUCCAGCCAGUUCUCAGACAGGCAAAGGCCACGGAAGGAACAUCUAGAGGUGAGAUGAGAUGCCUUCAGGAAGACUAAGGGCAACUCUCAGGAUUCGGCCCUGUGUUGUUGCAUGCUUUGGGAGCAUGUACCCGCAGCGUGACACAUUAAACCUACCCAAUAAAAUGGAAGUAGAUGAUCAGGCCAUCAGAGGAGAUGGAGAAUUUGGUGGAGGGUUGUGUAUGUGUUUUGUGCCCCCAGCACGCGCACUGUUCCCCCUGCUAUUAAUUUCCAGUUAGGACCUUUCCUGAACUCUUAGUGUCAGAGUAAAAUUUUCUUAUGCUGAUAAGGUAUUUGUAUUACGCAACGUACUCAGAAAAAAAAAAAAAAUUAUCUCUCUAUGACUGUCCUCUCCUCUCGAGAAGAUGUUCUCUUCUGUACAUACGAUAUGCAGAAUGUAUGGGAGUCUUACCAGUGUUGGUUUGCAUUUUUAAGACUGUACUAAUUAAUGUGUGAUACUAUUGUGUUUUCGUAGUGGCAUCUUUGUUGUAAGAUGUAAAAACUAUUUAAAGUGAUUUUAUUUUUUUGUUAUUGUUCAGCUUUUAGAGAUAGCACCAAGGACUGACUGCAUGUUCACUAGAAUCAGCCUUUUUCAAGGGCUGUCAUAGCUGCACACAACACAGGUGUUUCACCUGGAGCAUAGUACCUGCGUUCUCGUUUUAAUAGGGGUCAGUUUUGAGUGGAAACUAAUUCUUCCUGAAAAGUCUAGUUUUCUGUCUUACCCUCUCUCAGACUCAAGCUUCCCCCUCCUGUCCUGUGUGCCAGUCCCAGCCCCAGGAGGAGACCUCGAGGAAGGUCCCCUAACCCGGGGCACCCUGCUGGCCCCAGCACCAGGCUUCCUUAUCCCUUAGCUCACCCACGUGCACACUCGGUUUUCCUUGGCACUGCUGGCUAUACCGGGACGAAACCGAUGGGUUCACAUUUUAAGACCAUUUGUGCAAGUGACUUUAAAAUUAAUUAACUAAAAUUUUGAGGAAUUAAGCAACUAAGGAAAAAAAGAGCCUGAGUGGCAUGAUUGGGGUCAGAAUUUUAUUGGGGUGCUUAAUAUAGCGAGAACUUGGGGUCAGUCCCUAAAAGACAGGACCGACUUGGGGGCUUAGGUCUACGUUUCUUGUCAGGUCUGCAGAGAGAAGAGGGGCUCAGAUUCAGCCUUUCAGGCAGAGCUGACUUACUCAGAGGAUUGAGUCUGAGAGAUGCUUCUCCAGAUCGUGUCCUGGGCCAAAAGACAAGACAUGCUGCAGCUUAGGAGUUGUUGUUUUUUUUUUUUUUUUCUUUUAGUUUUUUUCUUUUUAAUGGAGAAAGCAGUUCAAACUGCACCUGGCAAAAUGACUGACUUCAAAAGCAUGUUUUUCCUUGUUAUAUAGACACUCACAAAACAGCAUUGUGUGGUUAAAAAGGCGCGUUUGUGAUAGUUUCUUUUUCAGUGCCAAAAUAUAUAAGCAGUAUUGUUUGAAGGGAAAUAAGAAUUUUUUUACUGUAUUGUUAUUACUGUUGAACAAAUAUUGUUUUUAAAUGUUAGAUUUUGAAGACUUUUGUAUUGUAAACUGUUUUGUGACAUGGUGCUUUUUCAUACUGGAAUUACUAAUUGCACCUAAAUAGGAAUUAUUUUGUUUUCUUAUAUAAAUAUGUAACCUUGAACAAUCUUGAUGAAAACCAGUGUAUGGUGGAUACCAAUGGUUCAAACAAAUUCUCCUACUGAAAUCCCCUAAAUGUUCUUUCCUACUAAUAAACAUUCUGCUGCAGCUA
This is a messenger RNA of Tyto alba (common barn owl), 10530 nucleotides long. It is a transcript of the gene NCALD, whose product is annotated as neurocalcin delta. Gene Ontology annotation, molecular function: actin binding; calcium ion binding; tubulin binding. Bases 243 to 824 code for a protein of 193 amino acids. NCBI's taxonomy places the organism in Eukaryota, Metazoa, Chordata, Aves, Strigiformes, Tytonidae. Gene Ontology annotation, biological process: calcium-mediated signaling. Gene Ontology annotation, cellular component: cytosol. The transcript is spliced from 4 exons. The record is from RefSeq and is a predicted model, not a curated record.